This is a messenger RNA of Trichophyton verrucosum HKI 0517, 1629 nucleotides long. RefSeq names its product MFS transporter, putative. The coding region runs from base 1 to 1629 and encodes 542 amino acids. Gene Ontology annotation, cellular component: membrane. The record is from RefSeq and is a predicted model, not a curated record. The transcript is spliced from 3 exons. Lineage: Eukaryota; Fungi; Ascomycota; Eurotiomycetes; Onygenales; Arthrodermataceae. Gene Ontology annotation, biological process: transmembrane transport. Gene Ontology annotation, molecular function: transmembrane transporter activity.
AUGGCUGAUACCAUCCUGCCCAGACACAGCCCCAGAGCAGAUAUUGAGUUGGCCAACGACAGCCACCCUGAGAAAAGCUGUGAGACCCCAGCCAAGGAUGGUCAAGCACCAGCUGCAGUUGAUGAUGGCGAUGAUGGGGAUGGUGCAAUGGUGCAAGCUGUUGAAUACGAAGAAGAGAGAAUACUCUGUUCUCGGCUAGAUAUUCGGCUUCUACCUGUGCUGGCGGUAAUGUGUAUGUUUGCUGUUCCAUCUGCUUCCUCUGCUGACAGGCGCCGACUGAUCGAGGCAGAUCUUUUCAAUGCACUAGACAAAGCAAACAUUGGAAAUGCGCAAACCAACGGGCUCAGCGAGGACCUCGAUUUCGCAGAUGGAGAAUACAACCUAUUGCUGUCGAUAUUCUUCAUUCCCUAUGUGAUAUUUGCGCCUUCAAUCGCCAUGAUAGGCAAGAAGUACGGUCCCGCUCGCGUUUUACCAAUAUGCAUGUUCUGUUUUGGAUCUCUGACGCUUCUCUCUGCUGCCGUCCACAACUUCGGCGGCUUGUUUGCAAUUCGUUGGCUACUGGGGAUGGCCGAAUCAGCCUUUCUCCCGUUGGUAAUUUAUUACCUUACCACUUUCUACCGGCGAGGAGAGCUAGCACGGCGUCUUGCCAUCUUUUAUGCUGCGUCGAAUAUUGCAAGCGCAUUUUCCGGUUUGGUCGCGUUUGCAGCCUUCCAACUCCCCAGCACAAGACUGGAAGGGUGGCGUUACCUUUUUCUUAUUGAGGGAGCAUGCACAGUAUGCUUCUCUAUAUUUGCAUUCUGGUAUCUCCCUCACACGCCAGCGCAGGCAAGGUUUCUCACUGCGCAGGAAAAAACACUUGCGUUCCACCGGAUACAGGUUGAUUCGUCUUCUGUUGUCAAUGAAAAAUUUUCUUUCAGGGAUGCACUCGGAGUAUUCAAACAGCCGACUUCAUACUGCUUUAUCCUGAUUGAGAUCUGCCUCGGCGUUCCUUUGCAGUCUGUUGCCUUGUUUUUACCCCAGAUCAUACAGCGGCUAGGUUACGGAACAGUUAAGACGAACCUAUAUACCGUCGCACCAAAUUGUACCGGGGCAGUCAUGCUCCUCAUCCUGGCGUUUAGCUCAGAUGCCGCCAGACUGCGCUCGCCAUUCAUUGUUUUGGGAUUCCUCCUUAGCUUCAGCGGGUUUAUGAUCUAUGCCUCGAUCGACGAUGUCAAGAACAACAUACGACUCGCAUACUUCGGCGCAUUCAUAAUGACAUGGGGCACAUCCGCACCCUCAGUGCUGCUAAGCACAUGGUACAACAACAAUGUUGCUCACGAGGGACGUCGUAUCCUUCUCACAUCUGUGGGUGUCCCGGUGGCCAAUCUCAUGGGGUUAGUGAGCAGCAACAUCUUCCGCGGGAAGGACAGCCCAAAAUUCGAGCCGGCAUUGAUCACCACUGCCGUCUUUGGUGCAACCGGUUGUAGGUCUUCUCGGUCCCUGGCAACCUCGAUCUGGUCUCAGACGUCAAACAUCCUCCCUGACUCCUCGUCUUUCUCGUAUUUUGACGCCCUGAUGUUGAAAUUGCCAAAGAAGAAAGUUAACGAAAAAGAAAAGAAAAAACCAAUUAAAGUCAUUUAUGUCACGUGA